AUGUACGUGCAGAACUACAAGCGGUAUGCCAGUUAUUUCAGGGCACCAUACAUCGAAGAUAUGACGUUCGAGUUCGAGAAAUGUCAGACAAUCGAGAUGAAACGAAGUAAAUUCGUCAUAGAAAUGAUGUUCGCCACACAGCAAGUGCUUGUCGAUCUAGCACGUAACAAAAAAUUUGCUCAACUCCACGGCGAUCUCGAAAAUGUGUUGCGAUCAUGUGACGAGAAUGCGUUGACAGGUGACUUGCAAGCAUGGUCGGCAGUCAACGGCAAGGACGCUCCCACGGAAUGGCCGUCAUUCAAAGACUAUACGGAAUCACUGCGGACGAUCGCCUCAAAAAGUGGAGGUUCGAACUCGAGUGGCGUCAUUCUCACCAAACAAAUCAUCAAAACCGACGAAAUCCCCGGUCCAGGGCCAACUAACAGCGUAUCGCCACCGCACAGCGACAACGGCAAGGUUGCUACACGUUCAUUAAAUGAGUUGAAUUGA
This is a messenger RNA of Cooperia oncophora, 489 nucleotides long. The record is from the annotation of a GenBank genome assembly. NCBI's taxonomy places the organism in Eukaryota, Metazoa, Nematoda, Chromadorea, Rhabditida, Trichostrongylidae.